CCCAUCGGCAACACUCUAAUCCAAGGACAUAGGUAGAUUUUAUAUCAUUUAAAGAAUCGCAAUCGUGUAUUCUUGGCGGGGUAAAUAAAGAACGAUACAUGUAUGAUAUACCAUUUCUCCACUUAGCUAAUUCCCAGCUGGUCGGGACGCUAUUAGCGUGCUAUACCAAAUCCAUUAUAGGUACUUGUACUGUCGAACUUAGAGUUGACUCACGCCGAAGAAUUAUUGGCCAUCCACAAAUCAUGCAAUGCCUAAGAAAUAAUUGGAUUUCAGCUAUUACUCAUAAUGGGGAAAUGGGGAAAUGGCGAAGGAAAGUGGCACAGCUGUACCAUACAUGGAUCCAUACCUGUAAUACAGCUAUCCCACCAUAAAACCUCAUCACUUCACCCAAUACUGUACACCUAUCUUCUUGAACAUUGAGGCCGAUAUAGUUUUCAUUCCUUGAAUAUAUAAUCCUAACCUAUUCCAUUUCAUUCAUUUUGGAAAUCAUUAUCCUUCUUUUUCCCCGCUUAGAGUAUCGAUUAUUUGGAACAGUUAGACCAAACAACCGUGUUUAUCCCCGAUUCCAUUCUACGAUCCGUUGGCAUCCCGAUAAAUAUUACUUUAUUAUUUCUAUUAACUUCAGUACCUCAUAGCCAGAAAAGGUUAGAGCUAUGGCUGCUCCAACGACUUCAACAGGCGUGUCAGCCGAUGUGGGCAGCAGUUAUGACACAGCGCUGUGUAUAAUUCCGCCGAAGCAUUUAUGGCCAGAGCUAGACCAUCUGAGGAUGAUCCACGACCCAGCAUACAGGAAAUGGCCACCGCAUAUCAAUCUUGUAUACCCAUUUUUUCCGGUAAAUAACCUGCGUGACGCUUCGGGAUUAAUCAUCUCCCUGCUCGUACAGCGGUACCUAGAUCACCCUUCUCCUCCAGACAUACAGUUGGAUGGUACAGGUACCUUCACCAAGGACGCCAAGGACACCAAAGAGAGGAAGACAACGUACUUCUUAUGCGGAAAAUCACCAUUGCUCUUUACAACUCUACGGAGUCUUCUACCAUCAUCACUAGAGCGAAAUCAUAACAACGAUGAUCAAUUGCGUAUGAUCCUUGGACAAACGGACGAUUUGACACACCCGCUACAUAAAUUCGCAGUACAAAUACUUAACUCUUUUCCUACCCUUCAGUGGAGAGUUGAAAAGAUUUAUAUCCUUGUACGAGACAAGGACGAGACCCGGAUCGACCCCAGCGUCCCUAGUCAAAUGAAGAUAUGGGGAGAAAUCGAUCUGCAAACUUAUACCUUAUUAACAAUGCAAAAUCCUAUUGGCUUCUACGAAGACGAGAAGACAACUAGUCCCGAAAGUAAUGAACAAAGUACUCGACUAGAAUGCCGUCCGCUAACGCGUCUCCCAUAUAUAUUUUCUCAUGCGGAAUUUAAAUGGAUUCAGCAACAGAAAUACCCUGCUGCUGAGAAGGCAUCCCCAAAUCCGGAAUCUUUAGUGGUCGCAAAUUAUAACGUCCACGCGGAAUUCCAAUAUCCCCCAACUCGAGCUCGAUACCCUAUCAUAAUCCAGAAUCUACUAGAUGCGCGAGCUCUAGCGGAUGUUCUAGUACUAGAAGAAAUCACAGAUGACUUUCUUUCAUAUCUUUGUAAAGAUAAGAGGGUUCGGGAGACUUACCCCUUUAUUUCUAACGGCCCCCCUGAUCAAUCCGAUAUUGGACCACUUCCGAGCCGUAUUAAUAUUGUGGUGUUGAGCAAGUGGCCUUUCUCUUGGGAUUUACUGUCGCUUUCCGCAAGCUGUAAAGGCUCGGUAAUCAUGCAAUUUACUAAUAUUGGGAAACACGAGGGGGGAGUUUUCAUACCGGCCAUUCUAUCUGCCGUUCAUCUUAGUUCAGGCCUUACAGAUGCUUCCGUACAGAGAAAGGGGCAGGAAUUAUGGUCUCUCUUCCAUUAUCUUGCCAGGGAAUACCCUCGAAAUCCUUGGAUAUUAGCUGGUGACUUCAACAUUCCGACCAGUGUAUAUACCAUCGAAACGGCAGUCAAGAGGAACGAAAUUUCUUCGGGUAGCAGAAACAUCUUUACUACAAUUGAAAAACUAUUCAUUAAGAUGGGAUUGGUAGAUGCCUGGGCUUCUGCGUGCGUUCAAUAUGGUGAUUUACCGGAGCAGGAUCUAAGGCAACCGGAUUUCAAGAAAGCUUUAGGGGGUGAAAAGGCGGCAACUUUUGAUCCAAUAGCCAACCACCUUGCCGAAAGUACGGCUCGCAGCGAUUUCGAUAAGAGGCCCCAACGCUACGACAGGAUUCUAGUAAAGAGGGAAGACUUUACUGUGACAGGAUUCAACAUGUUUGGCCAGAGAAUGGGAGCAUCACAGACUGACUUUUGUGUUGACUCUAAGGAUGAUGGCUCAAACGUCCAGCUUUCAUAUGGUAGUGACCACUGGGGGAUCAAAUGUUCGCUAAAGAUUUCCAAAGACGGACCAGUACGGUCAACCGACAGUAGCAACACCGCCUUCACUCCUCUAAAAACCAAGCAAGAGCAGAUGGCUGCCUCUCAGCUUGCCGCCUAUCUUUCUGAGCAAUCCGUGUUCCCUUCUGAUGUUGACAUUGCGAUGAGAGAAAGCGCGUUGUGCUUACUGAAAGAAGUCAUGAUGCAAGAUGAGGAUAACCUUGCCCGUGGGCUUCCAGCAUUUAUGCUAGUACCCGUCGGGUCUUAUGGACUGGGUGUCUGGACUGCGGCGUCAGAUAUAAAUUGCCUUUGCAUCGGACGUAUCAGCUCAAAAACUUUCCUCGCAUUAGCCAUUCAGCGACUUCGUAAAGCUGCGUGGAGGGGUAUUAAGAUCUUACGACGAGUAGAUGCCCACUCCGGCACAAGUCUCGGGCUAGCAAUAGGUCAUAUCAAAAUAGACUUACAAUAUUGUUCAGCAGUUUCUAUCGCCGAGACGUGGCCGGCCGCGCUGGCGCUACCACCAACCGAUCCCGUUUUCAAGUUACCACAAAGUGCUCUAGCGACAUUAAAGCCAGUGCGUGAUCUGCAUCAUCUCCUUGGGACGAUUCCAGACCUUGCGGCUUUCAGGCUAUCAUACCACGUAAUAAAAUGUUGGGCAAAGCGGCGUGGUAUUUAUGCUGCGCAAUUUGGCUAUCUUAGUGGUAUCCAGAUAUCGAUACUACUGUCGCGGGUGUGUAAGCUACUGGCAGACACACGUGGCCCUGUAUCAGGUAUCCAAAUGAUAUUAAGGAACUUCUAUCACCACUACGCGGGAUUUGAUUGGGAUGACUCGGUCGUUUUCGACCCCUUCUUCCAUAAAGAAUUGAGUUAUGUGAGAACUGAACGAGAGCCUAUGGUCAUCCUAGGCUUUCAUGGGCCUCGUCUGAACACGGCGCAAACUAUGUUAGUUUCUACAGCUCAUACCAUUAUUAAGGAGUUGAAAAGAGCAGACUCAAUAUUGUCAGGAACCGAGAUGGUAUGGACCGAGCUCCUCAAUGAGAAUACAGGUAUAACGGAAUUUCUAAGGAUAUAUAUGACAUAUAUUAAGGUUACUGCUCGAUUCUGGGGCGUGUCUCUGGCAAGGAUAAAUACGACCUUGGAAUGGCUAGAAUCCAAAUGUGCCUUACUUUUAGUCGAGAUCGGCAAGGCAGUACCUGACAUAUAUCCCAGAAUCUGGCCAUCACGCUUCGUAAACCAAGAGGCUUCAGAAGAAGAUGAGGAAUAUGAAGGGCAUUAUCUUAUCGGCUUGGAAUUAAAAGAUCCUACUGGUCUGCCGACCGAUAUAACAAGAAUACGCUCCAUGCAGGCCAGUUUAGAUGCCUGCAUACGUAUCUUCGAAGCUCAGGCAAGCAGGGACGCGAAAUACUUUGACCCUAAGUCAUCCUGGAUAAGCGCUACAAUAACUCUGCAGCGUGAACUUGGAGAGCUACGAUUGGACAAUCGGGACUGGGGAAAAUAUGUGGUGGAAGCUGAGGACGAGGAUAUAGGUGAUUCGGAAUUCUGGGCAUCUAUGGAAGCGGACGAGGCUAGAGAAUCACCUACGAAGAAAGAGACCCGUUUAUCGCAGAAGCCAACGUACGAAGGGAAACUUCGAUCUGCAGGUGACGUUCUAAACAGGCUUCGGUGGGACCAAGCCAUAGACAGUAGCGACUACAUAAUCGGCUACGAAGAUCGCUUCUCGGGGGCAAUGGAGCGGUCAGUUGACUCGUGGAAGUCGGAUACGACGCACGAGGAAUUCAUACCGGAACACAGGAUCCUAUAUUUCAAGCGUAAGAGCGACGGUACGAUGGUGUGGGAUAGGGAGGAGAGACGAGAUGAGAUAUUCGGUAGCGGGGUCUCCAGUGUUGGGCGCUAGGGUAAGACAUAUGUAAUUGUACGUGUUGUUUACAUGGUAUUGGUUGUUUUUGGGCUGUUUUUACUUGUUUUACUCAGCGUCAGAUGCAAAUACAUUACAUAGAUACCCCCUCGGCGGCUUCCAACUUGGACGGUCGUUAUGUUAGC
This is a messenger RNA of Daldinia decipiens, 4462 nucleotides long. RefSeq lists its product as uncharacterized. The coding region runs from base 654 to 4316 and encodes 1220 amino acids. The transcript is spliced from 2 exons. NCBI's taxonomy places the organism in Eukaryota, Fungi, Ascomycota, Sordariomycetes, Xylariales, Hypoxylaceae. The record is from RefSeq and is a predicted model, not a curated record. Gene Ontology annotation, cellular component: nucleus. Gene Ontology annotation, molecular function: poly(A) RNA polymerase activity; RNA binding.